Notodromas monacha is the source of this 2363-nucleotide messenger RNA. The record is from the annotation of a GenBank genome assembly. Lineage: Eukaryota; Metazoa; Arthropoda; Ostracoda; Podocopida; Cyprididae.
AUGGCGUGUGUACCAUUGGUGCCCGAAGUGCGACGAGCAGAGUUCGGUUUCCGCAUCGCGGAGUCGCUGAUCGCGUUGAGUGCGGUAACCGACAGGCUCACUAAUGUGGUGAAUGCGCGGUUGGAUCUUCUGGAACAGCGGCUGGUAGUGAUCAAAUCUCGAGUUGACGCUGCUAAUGAGAAUGUUACAAAAGUCGCUGGAACGAGAAAGGCAAUCAAGGUUUAUGCAAGUCCACGCUUCCCCGAGAAAGCGAAUUCCCAACAAAAUUCGAGAACGUUUUUGCGCUCCAAGUUCGUGAAUACAACUCCCGAGGAGAAGCAGAUCCACCGUGGGCCUCCAGAUCCUAUUUCGGAGAUUCUAGAGGAAAAAUUGCAGCUGGUUCACGUUAAACCGAAGGUUCGCGAAAGUUCGAAUCACCAAUGGUUCUCUGGACUUGGACUCAUCCCGGAGUCAGUGGAGUCGGUAGACUCCCUGCUUCUUUUCAACACGUCUGAUAAUCCGUAUGAGCGUUAUUUUCUAACGGACCCAUUGUCGGGAGAAGCUGUGAAUCCAAGCAAAUUUCGAGAGAUUGAAGAUAAAAAUACGUUGGUGGAUGCCCCUCUAUCCAUUGCCCAGCGGGAACAGUUGCUGCCUCCGGAGAAAGAAUCAUUUUUAUAUAUGCCUUCCAUUGGGAAUAUUCCUGAGUUCGAUAUUCCUGAUCAUCUUCCAGAUCUCGACGGGGUUGUUGAAGACUUGGAAUGCGAAGUCGACCUGGGACCGGGAAUCGCUCCUUCGAUUCCGGAUUCGUUAAGGGACUUCUUGCUGGACUCGGCAUCGCGAAGUAUGCCGACCCCGAUGAGUGUUACUGCGCCGGUGAAAGUUUCUCAAAAGUCGGUCGGAAGUGUGCCGGUACCUGCCGAACCUUCGGUUGUCCAUAUUGUGACGACGACCGUGGAAAUACCGACCACGGUGCUGAUAUCAGCAGAGAAUCAGAUUGCUGCAGUCGCUGGUCUUCCUCCUCCGCCACCACCGCCGCCGCCGCCCCCACCACCGCCACCUCCUUUGCCGCCACCUGCCAUACCUGCUGCCAGUGUUGAGGUACCCGAUGGAGGGAAUGCUCGUGCGAGUUUGAUGGAGGCUAUAAGAAAUGCUGGAGGAUCUGGUAGUGGAAAGUUACACUCUAUAAAACAGCGGAAAAUGGAGGCAAAGAAGAAAAUCCAGGAAGACAAGGAAGUCGGGAUGUCUGGAGGAAGCGAUCUUAUGGCUGCUUUGACUGCUAAGCUGGUUUUAAGGAGAAAAGCCAUCUCGGGAUCGAAGGAACCGAGGGAAUCUUCAUCCUCUUCAGCGAGCCAAAUCUUCUCAAGCCCUCUCGAAUCAAUCGCAGCUUUGAUUCCACCGCCGCCGACCGGGCAAGAUUUGUCUUCAUCAGUUGUUCGAUUGGCGAGGAAGAAUACGACCAUGCUGCACGUGGAUGAUAUUUCUAGUGAGGAAGAAGAUGCCGUUGAAGACGUGGGCAAAAAUGUCGAGGGGAAGCGGCAAAAAACGGACUGGCAGCAAAAUCUUCAGAAUCAGAUUCUAUUGAAACGGCUUCCAAUGAGUGCGACCGAGUACAUCAUCCGAUCCAUGUUCCAAAAAUUUGCGAGGCCUCUGGAUGUUUCUGUGCGCAGGUCCAAAACUGACGACAAGAAGUUCGCCUUUGUUCUGUUUGAUUCUCCGAAGUCUGCUCAGCAAGCCAAAAGUGCUGUCAGGCAAGUUGAGUUCUUCCGACGCAUCGGUCUUCAAGCUACGUCGCGGAAGGAAAGAGUUGAUCCUCUUCGAAAUCCCAUGGAUGACAUAGAUCCUGAAAUUCAAGAACUCAUUCAGAAUUUUGAAAAAGAUGCGUCCUUGAACGCGGGCAAUAAAGAGCAUGAUAAUGUGAAAGACGAUCUUGCGGUUAGUGCAGAGCUUCAGGAUGAUCAGAUAGUGACGAGCGUGGAUCCGUCUGAAAAUGAUGCUUCAGAGAACGACGAGGACGAGUCGAAUGAAGAAGACGAUGACGAAAACGUCAUUGUCGCUGGAAAUCUGAAAUUUGCUGUCUUACGGGAGGAUUUGCGGAAGACCAAGUUCUGUGUCGCCUGCGGCAUUGGCGCGUUUUCGCUGAUUUGCAAACAUUGCGAAUCCUUGCUCUGUGUCAAGUGCUCGCAUAAUCAUUCUGCAGGCUGUAGCGAAGGGAAGUAUGGGAAGAGCGAUGGUUCCGCUGUGCUGAGGCUGGAAAAACUUGGCCAAGAGAAUGUUAAGAAGGAUCAGAGCGCCGCCAUUUUUCCAUUUUUCCGAUACGUUUCCAAGGAAGACGCAUUGAAAUUUUCUGGCAAUUAAUUGGGCUCAAGUAAAUUUCUCGUUCCGGU